UACCUCGCCUCCGUCGGCAGUGGCUGCCCCGCUUUAUUGACUGACGGUGUACUCAAGCGCUGCUACACGUUUCGACACCUGCUACUCUGCUGAUGCCACUAAAGCGAUAAUUACACACGAGACGGACAAAUUAUACGGUGUGUUCCGAAAGAGCGGCACGCGCGCGGUGUGGUGGGUGAGAGUGAGAGUGGACGCUUCAACCCCCGAUGGACGGUGGAUGCUGCGGCGGAGAACGUUGAUGUGACCAUUGAUGCACCCCGGCCCAUCACGGGACGCCGCCGCCGCCGACCAGCCCAUGGACGGCGAGUGCGUCGAAAUGGACCUCAGCACCCGCCCCCGCGACCCCGCCGCGCAGGACAACGCCUGCAAAAUGCGGGUGGCCAAAUCGGUCUUCUCCAUCCGCAGCCUCGUGGACCUGGGGGACGCGGGGGAGGCGGCGGAGAACGGCGACGGGAAAGAACCUGUUGCGUCUGAGAGGAACCCUGAAGUCAUGGGAGUCUCCGAGGAGGUCACGCCGAAUGCCGGAAUCGAGCCGAGGCCUCCAGGGCCGGACAAUAGCGAUGGAAGCGAUCCAGAACCGGACGAGUUCGCGCCCAAGAGGAAGCAGAGGAGGUACAGGACGACCUUUACGAGCUACCAGCUCGAGGAGCUGGAGAAGGCCUUCUCGAGGACGCAUUAUCCGGACGUGUUCACCAGAGAGGAGCUGGCGAUGAAGAUAGGAUUAACCGAGGCUAGGAUACAGGUCUGGUUCCAGAAUAGGAGGGCCAAGUGGCGCAAGCAGGAGAAGGUAGGCCCGCAAGGGCACCCCUACAACCCCUACCUGGCCCCCGGCACUGGUGGGCCGGCCCCGUCGGUGGUGGCGCCCUCCCUGCCCAACCCCUUCAACUUGCCCUUCGGUCUGCGCAAGCCCUUCGAUUCCCUUACCUUCCGCUACCCGCCGCACGUGCUCCCCAGCUACCUGCCCUCGCCCCCGGGAUACCACCGUGGGGCGCCCUCGCUCCUGCCGCCGUCCGUCAGUCUCUACCCCUCGGCCAGCUCCUUCCAGACUCUGUUGGCCAACAUCUCGGCGGCGCAGAGGCCCAAGCUCCCGGCGCAGGAGUUCACGGCUUCGCCGCCCCUUUCUCCGGGGGCCUCCACCGCCGUCACACCGCCGGACGUGGACAGGAGGAGUUCCAGCAUCGCGUCCCUGAGGCUCAAAGCCAGGGAGCACGAAAUGAGAUUGGAGAUGCUGAGGCAGAACGGGGAUCUGAUUAGUUGAGGUGGAGGGGGGUAGUGAUAUUGAGCCAUUUUUCGCUGAGUAUUAAUGAACCGGCAUUCGAUACGUACUUGUAAAUAGUUUUAUUUUUAUGAUUAUUUUGUUGUAAAGUGAAGUUUGUAACGCUAGAUUGUACUAAGAGUAAGGUUUUUUUUGAUUAAGUAGAUAGUAUUUAUUGAAAUCUAAUGUGAGAUGACGUAACGAAUCCGUCCAUGUAUUGUACGUACUUAAAAAAAAGCAAUAAAAUAUU
Molecule: messenger RNA, 1505 nt
Organism: Zophobas morio
Lineage: Eukaryota; Metazoa; Arthropoda; Insecta; Coleoptera; Tenebrionidae
Gene: Al
Product: homeobox protein aristaless-like
Exons: 5
Coding region: 251-1258 (335 amino acids)
Biological process (GO): regulation of transcription by RNA polymerase II
Molecular function (GO): RNA polymerase II transcription regulatory region sequence-specific DNA binding; DNA-binding transcription factor activity, RNA polymerase II-specific
Source: RefSeq, a predicted model, not a curated record